AUGGCGCAGAUCAUCGACGGCAAGGCCAUCGCCGCCGACGUCCGCCGCGAGGUCGCCGUCGAUGUGGCCGCGCUCUCCUCGGCCCACGGAAUCGUGCCGGGGCUGGCCGUGGUCAUCGUGGGGAGCAGGAAGGACUCGCAGACGUACGUGAACAUGAAGCGCAAGGCGUGCGCCGAGGUCGGCGUCUGCUCCAUCGACGUCGACCUCCCCGAGGACAUCUCCGAGCCCGCGCUCGUCGCCGAGGUUCAUCGCCUCAACGCCGACCCCGCCGUGCACGGAAUCCUCGUCCAGCUUCCACUGCCUAAGCAUAUCAAUGAAGAAAAGAUACUGAGUGAGAUAAGCAUUGAGAAAGACGUCGAUGGGUUUCAUCCUCUCAAUAUUGGCAAGCUUGCAAUGAAAGGCAGAGAGCCACUGUUCGUACCAUGUACGCCAAAGGGAUGCAUGGAGCUCUUGUCAAGGAGCGGAGUCACUGUUAAAGGUAAACGGGCAGUUGUGGUUGGUCGCAGCAACAUUGUCGGGCUACCUGUAUCCCUGCUCCUUCUGAAGGCAGAUGCGACUGUAUCUAUUGUGCACUCACGGACCCCGGAUCCAGAAAGCAUUGUGCGCGAAGCUGACAUAGUCAUUGCAGCAGCUGGUCAGGCUAUGAUGAUCAAAGGGGAUUGGAUCAAGCCAGGUGCUGCGGUUAUCGAUGUUGGGACAAACUCUGUUGAUGACCCUACCCGGAAGUCUGGGUACCGACUCGUCGGUGAUGUAGAUUUUGCAGCGGUGAGCAAGGUUGCUGGUUACCUAACUCCAGUUCCAGGAGGUGUUGGCCCAAUGACGGUUGCAAUGCUGCUGAAGAACACGGUGGAUGGGGCAAAGCGGGGAAUAGUCGAGUAG
This is a messenger RNA of Miscanthus lutarioriparius, 879 nucleotides long. The record is from the annotation of a GenBank genome assembly. Lineage: Eukaryota; Viridiplantae; Streptophyta; Magnoliopsida; Poales; Poaceae.